This is a messenger RNA of Striga hermonthica, 948 nucleotides long. The record is from the annotation of a GenBank genome assembly. NCBI's taxonomy places the organism in Eukaryota, Viridiplantae, Streptophyta, Magnoliopsida, Lamiales, Orobanchaceae.
AUGCUUGUCGAUGAUAUUGGUGACGUGACAAUUACUAAUGAUGGUGCGACGAUAUUGAAAAUUCUGGAGGUUGAACAUCCUGCUGCCAAGGUUCUUAUUGAGCUGGCAGAAUUACAAGACCGAGAAGUGGGAGAUGGCACGACAUUUGUGGUCAUCAUAGCUGCUGAAUUGCUGAAGGUUGAAAAGCUUGGCAAAGAUUCACUGGUGAACAGUGCCAAGACCAGCAUGUCCUCAAAGUUCAUAGGUGGUGACAGUGACUUCUUCGCAAAUCUGGUUGUUGAAGCUGUACAAGCAGUAAAAAUGACAAAUGCAAGAGGCGAAGUUCGGUAUCCAAUCAAGGGAAUCAAUAUUCUUAAAGCCCAUGGACAAAUUGUAGCUUGUCUAGCUGUUGCGAACAUUGUGAAGUCUUCUCUUGGCCCUGUUGGCCUCGACAAGAUGCUCGUCGAUGAUAUUGGUGACGUGACAAUUACUAAUGAUGGUGCGACGAUAUUGAAAAUGCUGGAGGUUGAACAUCCUGCUGCCAAGCUUGCUAUGAGGGAAGCAUGCAAAUAUGUUGAUGAGAAAUUGGCUGUAAAGGUUGAAAAGCUUGGCAAAGAUUCACUGGUGAACAGUGCCAAGACCAGCAUGUCCUCAAAGUUGAUAGGUGGUGACAGUGACUUCUUCGCAAAUCUGGUUGUUGAAGCUGUACAAGCAGUAAAAAUGACAAAUGCAAGAGGCGAAGUUCGGUAUCCAAUCAAGAUGCUCGUCGAUGAUAUUGGUGACGUGACAAUUACUAAUAAUGGUGCGACGAUAUUGAAAAUGCUGGAGGUUGAACAUCCUGUUGCCAAGGUUCUUGUUGAGCUGCCAGAAUUACAAGACCGAGAAUUGGGAGAUGGCACAACAUCUGUAGUCAUCAUAGCUGCAGAAUUGCUGAAGGUAUUAUGGCCAGUUUUGCAGUUGCGGGAGUAG